AUGACGGAUGUUGUCAUCCUACCCUUCAUUUCCAAGGCAGAUCUUAUUUGCAUCCAGAAAAAUGUGGAAAAGAAAGCUCUAUUUGAUCACCUGGAUUCCAUUUUUCUUGCUCUAGAUGAAAUCAUUGACGAAGGGAUUGUUCUUGAAGCAGAUCCAAAUGCUGUUGCACAAAGAGUUUCACUGAGAGGGGAUGAUGUACCAAUUACUGAACAGACCAUGUCACAGGUCAUCAGCAGCAAGUUGGAUGUGCUACAGUCAGCCAAGGAUCAACUGAAGUGGUCAUUAUUAAAGUAGCAUCAAACCAUCUUUUCACCAUCUCUUGUAAAAAUGUAUCAUCAUGAUAAAUUCAUGAUGUAUAGUCUAAUAUUCAUAUGUAAAUAUAGAUAGGAGGAUGUUAACCCAAGUCAAGUUUACUCUGACAUGAUGCUGAUUUGAACAAAGAUAUUCAAAUAUGAACUAGGAGAACAGUAUGAAUUUCAUCAUUAUGGCCAAAGUGUAGUAUUUUUAGUUUUAAGCAUUAUUUCAUUGAACAGUGAUAUACAGAGCCUACAUUAGGCUGUAUGGAAAUGAGUGAGAUGGUGAUGUCAAAUAUUCAUUUUUUCAUUAGGUAUUUUAUAAUUUAAAUUCCCAAAUAUUCACUUUCAUCAGAGAUGUGUACAAAAAUUGUUCAUUGUCUCAUAUGAGCACUUUAUGCAUCCAGCGAGAAUUUAAAAGUAUGUUGAAUCACAUUCUGUGAUUAGAGGGUUCAAAAUUUGAUGGAAAACAUAAGGAAAACCAGGUUUGUGACAUAGGUUUACGAAUUAGCAUACAUCAUUUACUGUUGCAUGAAAUUGGCAAACUUAAAAACUCCAUAUUUUGUUAUUUAUUGAAUAUUAUUCAAAUGGAAUUUGUACUGCUUUGCUUGAUGAGUUUUAACCUAUUCAUUAAAACCGGCAUGAUAUCAGAGUAUAAUUAUUUGGUCCGUAAUAAUUGAUGCAUGUAGGUGUGCAAUGUUAAUACACUCUGCCAUCUUUGUAUACUGGAGUUAAUAUUGUAUAUAAAAGCCUUAGAUAAACAAACCAGGAUGAAUAGUCAUUCCAUUACCUUUAGAAUGUACAUUGUCAAUAUAUAUUUAUCUUCAGUUUGGAACUGUAUACAAUGACUGCAUGUAAAUACAACCUUUAUUCCAGUUAGUAUCCAGCAAAAGUAGUAAAAGACAGACACAGUUUUACUCUAAUUUCUUUGCCAUUUUGUUGUCAAAUCUUCAAAAAAAUUUAUUACUUUGGUAUUAUUUUAUUCUCUCGUUUUAGAUAUUGUAAACUUGUAUGUGAGGUAUAGGCCCAAUCACAUAACAAUGGAAUUUUCUAUUUGCCUUUAAAGGAAAAUCAAAAAAAUAAUCAUAUAUAUGUAAAAAUAUGAGAAUGCAUAUAUGCUUUUUACCCAAAUUAUUUGUGAAUAUUUGUGUCAAAAGAGAUUAAAGAAGACAUAGAUAAAUAAUUUGUUAAAUUUAUGUAACUAUUUAUGUUUAUUUUUAAAAUGAUUUGUCAAAAUAAUAUCAGAUCUUCAACCAUAUUGGUCUGUUCUGUUUUUAAUAUAGUAAAAACCAUUUUCCCACAUUUGUUGUUGAAACCUUAUAGAAGCUUGGUAAUGAGAUCCAGCAGCACACCAUACUGGCCUUGAUGAUAGAAUAUCAUAGCCAUUGAAUUUGCAAUAUUUAUUCGUGGAAAAAUUGUAAAUUCUGUAUUGUGAAUAGUUCAGAUAAUUUGAUUUCAAGCAUCAUUAUGUGAAUGUCUGCUCCAGAAGUUGUGUCCAAACAAGCAUGAGUGUAUUUUGUGUAUGCUACACAGUGCUGCAGACAGAACAGAUUUACAUAUAUCAGACAUCAUUGUAAAUGACUGAAGGAGUCAUGCUAGCUAGUUAAGCUUAAAUCAGUUGUUGAGAAGUUAUCACAAUUUACAAUUAAAAUGUUGUGUCAACAUAAAGAGUACUAUGGACAAACAUUCUGAUCUUAUACACAUCCUGAAGCCUUGGAUAAAUGAUGUAAUUUAUAAUACAUUGAGGCCAUCUGAUAAUUUGAUUUGUUUCUAUAUGAAACAAAUUAUGCAUGAUUUCAUGUAUUCAUUAAAUGAUUUAAUGUCCAUAAAGUGAAUAUUUGAAGUAUUUUUAGAUAUAAUUUUUUGGGGUAUGAUCCAUUAUGUUAUGUUCGUCCUGUCAAAAUUAUGAAACCAAUGAUAUUUCUCAUUAAUGAUAUUUCUCAUUAAAGUACAUGCAUUUUGAAUGUAUAGCAUAUUAAUUGCAUUUGCAAGACUUUUGUAUGAAAAAAAAUGUGUUUAAGCAUCUGAGGAAAUAUGUGUGUCAUUUAAUAUGAAUCCCUCACAGCAUCUUUCACAUUGGCAUUAUGCAUUUCCCUUUUUUUAAGUGGAAUGGAAGGAAUAAAAAGUACAGGUUGCUUAACAAAAUUCAAAAUGGUCUAAGGUACCUGAAUUUUAGACCGGUAACUGUAAGGUGAUUAUCAAUGAAAAAGGAAUGGGAAACUGGUAUUGAAUUAAUGAAACUACAUUUUAAAAAUUACCAAUGCAUUACUAGUACUCGGUGUAUCAUUGAAUUUAUUUUUUGUGGGAUACAUCAUGAUAAAUUUAGAAUUGAUUUGAUAUGAAAUUCUCAUAAUUUGCUGAGGAGCAAUAAAAUACAUGUAUAUACAUCAAUAGCAUGUUUUGUCCUCACGAAAGAAAGGUAGCACUAAUUAUUCUGAUUGAAAUUUUUGAAAAAAAGAAGAGACAUUCUACUUAGUUAUCAGAGCAAAUUGGAUCCUAUAUUAUAAUGGCAUCACAGAGGUUAACAA
This is a messenger RNA of Lytechinus pictus (painted urchin), 2821 nucleotides long. RefSeq names its product coatomer subunit zeta-1-like. The record is from RefSeq and is a predicted model, not a curated record. Bases 1 to 294 code for a protein of 97 amino acids. Gene Ontology annotation, cellular component: COPI vesicle coat. Gene Ontology annotation, biological process: intracellular protein transport; intra-Golgi vesicle-mediated transport; retrograde vesicle-mediated transport, Golgi to endoplasmic reticulum. The transcript is spliced from 5 exons. NCBI's taxonomy places the organism in Eukaryota, Metazoa, Echinodermata, Echinoidea, Temnopleuroida, Toxopneustidae.